Molecule: messenger RNA, 1047 nt
Organism: Hordeum vulgare subsp. vulgare (domesticated barley)
Lineage: Eukaryota; Viridiplantae; Streptophyta; Magnoliopsida; Poales; Poaceae
Exons: 3
Coding region: 62-694 (210 amino acids)
Source: RefSeq, a predicted model, not a curated record
CCCCCCCCCCCCCCCCUCUCCCUGAUCUAACCAGCGAUAGUGCGAGGCAGAAGCGCCGCCGAUGGCUUCGCCGUCGCUCCUGACAGUGCACCUGCGCGGGUCUGCUUCGCCGCCCGACGCCGCCUCGUCGGUGGCGAUCGAGGUGGAGGGAGGUGACGGGGUGGACCUCGCGCAGGUGGGCCUCGCGCUGGGGCUGGACCCGGCCACCGUCGGCCUCAACGGCUACUUCCUCAGCUGCGGCUCUGGCUACGUCUCCUUGGCGGUCACCUGGGGCGAGCUCCUCUGCUUCUUCGCCGCGGGCGGGCAGCCCACGGGUGCCGACCCCUCCGCGCCCGUCGCCGUCGAUGGCGGGCCCGCGCCUUCGCCCCCAGAGCCCAGAGUUCUUCUGUCCACAAAGCGAAAGUCUGGGUUAGAGACCGAAAAUGGUUCCAAGAAGUGCAAGCUCCAACACAAUAGCUCAUCGCAGUCAAAAGCUGUCGAAGAGCUACUUACCGAUGUGAUCACCCUUGGUUUGAAGAGAAGACUCAGAUUGGACGAGGCUAGUCCAUCUAAGAAGACUAAACAAGUAGACUACAGCUCAGGCUCUGAAGCACAGCAGCCAGUUAAAUGCUCUUGCAGCUUCGCCAGCAGUCACGACAAGCGGCCAUCGGAUGAGGAGAUGGUCACCUCACUGUCGUGCAAGAGAGUAUGGUGAUGCCAGUCUAUUCUUGCAGGUUGAUAUUUUACUGCUACUCAAAAGAAAACUUGCAAGUUGAUGCCAGUGACUGAGAUUUGAUUGUCGCUUUGUCGCGAGUCAUUGUUACUCGGUACAACUCCAGAGUGGGUUAUGAUGACAAACUGGCAUGGCUAAGAGGCCUAGUGAGAUUUAGUGAUUCCCCAUUGCCAUCAUGUAGUUAGUUUGGUCCAGAGCCAUAGUUUCUGGUUUUUAGACAGAGUGCUAGUUACAAUAGUUUCAGGUUUGGAUACAGUGCUAGUUAGAACAGUUGUACAAUGGAGUAUUUCUUGUGUACAUCGCUGUAUUUGAUAUAAUGCCAGAAAACUUGCCGA